Messenger RNA from Trichoderma atroviride IMI 206040, 2872 nucleotides. NCBI's taxonomy places the organism in Eukaryota, Fungi, Ascomycota, Sordariomycetes, Hypocreales, Hypocreaceae. The record is from RefSeq and is a predicted model, not a curated record.
AUGUUCCCGUACCCAAGCGGUACCCUCCACCUUGGCCAUCUUCGAGUCUACACCAUUGCCGAUGUGGUGGCGCGAUACCACACCCUCAAGGGUGACAAGGUCAUGCUGCCAAUGGGCUGGGAUGCCUUUGGUCUGCCCGCAGAGAAUGCUGCCCUUGAGAGGGGCGUCCCCCCUGGAGGUUGGACCAAAACCAACAUUGCCAAAAUGAAGAGUCAACUGGAUGUAAUGAAUGGGAGCUGGGAUUGGUCACGAGAAUUGGCCACGUGCGACCCUGAAUUCUAUAAGCAUACGCAAAAGCUGUUUUUGAUGCUCCACGAAGCUGGCCUGGCAUAUCAAGCCGAAGCUGAAGUCAAUUAUGAUCCAAUAGACAAGACAGUAUUGGCCAACGAGCAGGUCGAUGCAAACGGCUUUUCGUGGAGAUCAGGCGCCAAGGUGGAAAAGAAGAAGCUGAAGCAAUGGUUCUUUCGCAUAUCCGAGUAUAGCGAAGACCUCCUCAAGGACCUCGAUAGCUUGGCCAAAGACGGUGCUUGGCCUGAGCAUGUCAUUUCUCAGCAGAAAAAUUGGCUAGGAAAGUCCACCGGUGCUUUGGUCAAGUUCCCCAUCAUGGCCAUCGGGCAUGAUAUUGGCGCUGCCAUCGAAGUGUUUACCACUCGGCCGGAUACCUUGUUCGGAGUUCAGUAUAUUGCGCUCGCUUCCAGUCACCCCGUGGUGGCUCAGCUGGCAAAGAAAGAUCCCGAGCUGCAAGCGUUUCUUGACACGCUUCCUGGCCUACCUCCAGACUCCAAAGUUGGCUACCUGCUACCGCACAUCCGUGGCGUCAAUCCUCUGGCCUAUCAUGACGAUACCCCCGACGCUACCAAGGAAUCGUUGCCCAUCUAUGUAGCUUCAUAUGUACUGGGUGACUACGGCGAAGGAGCUGUUAUGGGGGUUCCUGGCCAUGAUACGCGGGAUCAUGCCUUCUGGCGAAAGCAUACCGCCGAGCAGCCCGUGCGAAUUGUACUGGCCGCAUCUGAGGACGAGUCAACAACGACAUUCGACAACGAGCCCGAGCCAUUCGUCCACCAUGGCUAUAUGACGGAGCAUAGUGGCGUCUUCAAGGGCAAACACUCCAAAGAAGCGGGCGAGAUGAUGAUUCGUAUGCUCGAAGCAGCUGGUCUUGCCACACCCACCACGAAAUGGCGAUUGAGAGACUGGCUCAUCAGCCGCCAGCGGUACUGGGGUGCUCCCAUACCCAUCGUUCACUGCGAUUCCUGCGGCUCUGUGCCUGUGCCAGACGAGCAGCUCCCCGUUCUGCUACCGGAGGUAGAUAACCAUUGGGCACAGGGCAAGGCAGGCAAUCCUCUGGAGUCGACUCCCGACUUUGUCAAGACCGAAUGUCCCAAAUGCAACGGCCCAGCCCGGAGAGACACCGAUACUAUGGAUACGUUUGUCGACUCAAGCUGGUACUACGCUCGUUUUGCCGAUCCUCACAAUUCAAAUCAGCUCUUCUCUCCCGAAGCCGCCAAAUCACUCCCCGUUGAUAUUUACAUUGGAGGCGUUGAACACGCCAUUCUUCAUCUCUUAUAUGCCCGAUUCAUUUACAAAUUCCUAGCCACCACCUCGCUUCUACCUCAGCCUUCCGAGUCGGAAGCCCUGUCUGCCGAACCGUUUAAACGCCUCAUCACCCAAGGCAUGGUACACGGCAAGACUUACAUCGACCCUGAGAACGGCAAAUUUCUCAAGCCAGACGAGGUCGACCUGUCAGAUCCUUUGGCGCCUCGGGUCGUAGCCACAGGUGAACCCGCAACGAUAGCUUUCGAGAAGAUGUCCAAGUCGAAAUACAAUGGAGUAGACCCCACCGAGUUUACAUCCAAGUACGGCGUCGACCCUACCCGAGCUCACCUGCUCUUCCAAGCGCCAGUCGCAGAUGUCCUUAACUGGGAUGAGUCCAAGAUUUCUGGCGUCACGCGCUGGCUACAGAAGCUCCACGAUCAGGUAGUGGCGCUGGCGAAGUCGCCUGAAGAAUCGCUACCGGCAAAAGAAUAUUUUGCUGCGCGGCCCCCUCUGAGCGCCAGUAAGUCGAAGAAGUUGAGCGCGGCAGAGAAGGAGGAAGUGUUGAAACGUGAUUCCGAGACGGCUCUUUGGCGCGAGACGCAAAAGAAGAUUGAAUCCAUCACGCGGAGCUACGAAAAGAUAUACCCGCUCAACGUGGUCGUGUCAGAUCUAAUGACUCUCACCAACGAGUUGGUUCAGUACAAGACAGCAGAUGAAGGCAUCCGACGGCAGACGGCAGAUACCAUCAUCCGCCUCAUGGCGCCCAUCACACCCGCCUUUGCAGAGGAGUGCUGGAGUCUCCUACACCCGUCCAAGGGCUCCAUAUUCGAGUCCGCCAGCUUCCCCGUACCGGAUGGCAGUCUGUCGAUGCUCAAAGCGGAAUUCAUCAACUGCGCCGUACAAGUCAAUGGCAAGCUUCGCGGCACGGUGACCAUCCCGCGCCCGUCGAGCGGCUUGAAAGGCGACGCCCUACGAGACUGGAUAGUGAAUGCGAUUCUGGAGACGGAGGACGGGGAAAGUCGGUUUGGCGAAGGCGGGUAUAACGUGCGGUCAGCCAGGAGGACGAUCCCGGUGGACGGGGGAAAAGUUAUCAACUUUGUAAUAUAGAAUAGCGUUGAAGAUAGAACGGAUACCCAACUCCGUAUGUUCUUAUAGACAUGUUUUUUCCCCCUCCCUGGUAUUGCAAUGUUGUCAUGGCCCACUUACUCCUCUCAGUAGUUGGUUGUAAUGAGAGUUCUAGUUAAGGAUGGGCGACUUGUGCAAAUUCUAGCAAAUUGUAGCAAAAUCAAGCUAGCAAUCAGGGCAGUCUAAAGUCUAAUCUAAUCGCGAUGUCUCCUGU